AUGCCAACAGUAGCCAUCACGGAUUAUGAACAAUUCCCCCGGAAACCGAAAACUCGAAAACCACGACCGCGAUCAGCUGGAGCAUCCAGUCGCCCAAUGAGAAACGAAAAUAUUGCAGAUCUAGUGCGCUUCUUUCAAGGACAGGAAGAUACGGAAGAAGAUAAAUCACCAGACCAACCCACUAACGAAAACAUGGACCUUUUCAAGGCGGGUCAGCGUCGCCUUCGAUACCUAAACCAGAACAAAUUUGAGAGAACAUCAGUUAAGGGGUCUGAUGGAGCAAGUAGUUCAUCUGAAAAGCGCAAUACUCAACGUCAACACCUGACGGCAUUACAGCGAGAGGGCUUGCUCCCAGGCCUCGAUGACGAUAGGUCUCGUCCGUCACGGACCAAACAGGAUGUAGAAGCAAUCGGACGUCCAUGGCUUGACGACGCCCUGGGAUCUAUAUCAAGUGGUGACGGCAGAUCGAUAUCGCAGACUACACUACCUCUUCCCAGCCUGCGGAGGGAGUCCUUAAGUCUAGGAGACUUGGCUGCUCUUGUCGAGUUUUCUAUCUCGUUUCCUGAUUCAUACCUCGACUCGAGUCCACCACCGUACCAAGCCCGGGCCCAAUCCGAAUCCCGGCCCCAAUUACAAUUACACCAACGGCCUUCGAGUCUCAGUAACGAGCUUUCGCGAGCAACAGAUUGCCAGCAUCCUCAAGCAAACUACAAUGGAAAUGAAAAUGACCAGCCGAUUCGAAACCCAGGUGGAGGCCAAAGUCGUGAAUCGGCACUAAACAAGCCCGCACAGGGGCACCGCAUCUCCGGGUCCUUUAGCCCUGGCACUGCCAGACAUGCUCCGUGCAAGCCCAACACAGACAAGGAUGACGGUGACAGCUGCUGUGGAUCCAAUUGUGACUGUGACGAUGCGAAAAGCCUUGCGGUGCUACUCCGCGCAACGGAGCGAUUAGGGGCUGAGAAGCAGCAAAAUAAUGCCCAGGAAUUGCCGGCUGAUCCUCAUACCUCUACUUCGACUCCUGCUGCGACUUCCAAGCCAACAACAAUUAUCAAGAUAAAUAGUAUAUCUACUACAAAUUCGGCCGCUGGAGGAAACGAUCAACUGGCCCAUUCCCUCAAUCAGGGAGUCACCGAUACUCCUUUCCACGUACAGAAACUAGUGGAAGAAAAGAGUGACGAAAUUCAAGCUGCCCAGAAACUAGGCACUGAGGCGUCCACUUCCAGGGGAACAGACCAACCAGUAUCCCUGUCAAAAGCCGAAGCCCGCCUGUCAAGGCCUUUCAGCUCCGGCCCCAUACCGCUAAGACUAGUUGCUGAGUGCACGUCUCCCACCGUUUCCAAGCCUGUUUUUUCUCCACAACAGCCGUUGAACCCACAAGAGCCCCAACUUCACACUGAAAGUCAAGGCCACUUAGCUUUGAAGCAGCGGCGCUCUGCUUCUUCCAUCGGCCCAAGCUUAUCGAUUUUUCCUCGUGCUCGACCACUUCUCUCCCCAGUUCCCAUUCAAUCUCGUCGCGCUCGUAGCGUGACUCCGGAUGUCGCAGCAUCCAACACUCUCGGCAAGAAGGGGAAGAAAAAGGUCAAGAAAGCUCCGUUGUAUGUGAUGAUUACUGACUCUGCUCCUCUCCCUCCGCCGGCCAAACCUUUACCUUUGAUACCACGAAGUGCAGGCGCCAAUAACGAUAGCAAACCGGUUGAAAACGACAGGAAUAUAUCGACACCUGAACACCCAUUUUCUGCACCUUUGGAAUAUAGAGGGAAAGACGGCGACAGUCCGAUCCUGGGGAUGAAUACUCAGAAACUGCGAUUACGGAGAUCUUGGAUUGGACCUCGGCCCUCGUCUCGAUACUCGAACAGGAGUAAUGACCCCGCCGACGGCACGGGUGCUAUGAGCGAUGGCCAAUCGUCGAGAACCGCCUCUCCUUCUGUUUCCCGACCAGAAUCUCGACGAGGCCGAGCUGAUCAGGUUCAUGCCAUUCGAAUGCGAGACUUGGAUGCCAGCAAGAAGAAGGAAUCGCCUGUGGCUAAGGAUGGCGACCUUAAUACAACCCCGAUCAAACCUUGCGACGCACUCCAAACACACUCAUCCAGCUCCCCAAUUCAGAAUGACUUACGGAAAGCAAGUCACGGGCACCGCGUCAGCGCAGUACCUGAGAUCCCUCUUCCCCGAGAUCCGCCUGUCAGUGCCCAAUCAUCUACUCAUUGCCGAAAGAUAUCUACGGCGUCUUUACCAGGGUCUGUCGCAACUACGAAUGGAUAUGAAGGAGGUCUGUCUCGCAGUGCCAGCGUGACAAGUGGCUCUAUCGAAAGUCGCUCUAUCCGAUAUACCAAGCCAACAUCUGCGUCAAAAGAUACGACCAAAAAUUUUAUUCAGCAACGAAUUCGACCUGAUUCGUCAUUGCUACCGUCUUCAGACGAAGAGACGCAUAAAUCCCGCUCCUGCCCUCACAAGGAUCAUAGUCAUGUGAUUGAAGGCGAGGCGAAUGCAAGAACACAGCGAUCUUCUGCCGGAAAGCAGAAAGUGGUAUAUAACCAUGAACUAUUAUCGUCACCAUCGGGGGCUACGCGAGACGCAGGACUUGGUGAUGACUCUGAGAUACAAUACAUUUAUCUUGUGCGGAGUCUGCAGUCUCGUGUGGCCACAUUGGAACGACAAAACAAAAUGCUUCAAGCUGCUUUACUUGCCGCUCUUGAUGUGGGUGUCUCCCAUGACGCCGAGAGUGUUCACAGCCGCUCUGCAAGUCCGUCCUUGAGCUCCAUGAGGAUACCAACGAUUAGUGAAAGAUCGAUGCUUUCAUCGCAUAGCUUUAGCGUUGACAAUGCUUACCAUGCGCAAGGGAAAUCGUCUCAAGGGCACCACAAAAGUCGUAAUGCCUCUUACGCACAUGAUAAUACUUCUCAAGGCAGCCGUGGAAGCUUUGAAACCGCCAGUUCCCAUAGUGAUAGCAGCGUACGGGCAGUUGAGGUUAUGUUAAGUGAUGCUGAUGUGAGAGACUCAGCUCGAAGGAGUCGUCAAUAGUCCAUUGCUUUUUUACGUACAAGCACAACGCUCUUUCUUUCUCUCUGUUCAGUCUUUUCCGCCAUGUUUACUCGAUUAUUGAUACCAUUGACCAUAUAAUAUGUGAUUUAUUGUCUUUCGGCGCAUUUACUAGGAAGAAUAUAAUUGAUCUACGCUGUCCU
This is a messenger RNA of Talaromyces stipitatus ATCC 10500, 3179 nucleotides long. RefSeq lists its product as uncharacterized. The transcript has 2 exons. Bases 1 to 3018 code for a protein of 1005 amino acids. NCBI's taxonomy places the organism in Eukaryota, Fungi, Ascomycota, Eurotiomycetes, Eurotiales, Trichocomaceae. The record is from RefSeq and is a predicted model, not a curated record.